This is a messenger RNA of Didymodactylos carnosus, 693 nucleotides long. The record is from the annotation of a GenBank genome assembly. NCBI's taxonomy places the organism in Eukaryota, Metazoa, Rotifera, Eurotatoria, Philodinida, Philodinidae.
AUGUAUCGCGAUAUUCAUCAAUUUCACGAUAUCCUACUGUUUGUCACGAUACCGAUGAAUACCGCGGAAACAACGGAACUGGAAGUCUGGAGUAAUAUUACCAAAGAAUGUAAACGAAUAGGUGUAGUUAUGGAUUCUCAACCAGAAGUAACCGAAGAAAUUUUCAAUUCAACUAAUUACGAGUGUCUGAAUGAAACUGGAAAAUAUUUGAAUCCGUUGGACGCAUACACCUACUAUGUUUGUGAAAAUGGGAGCUCUACUCUAAAAGAGUGCAAAGAUAAACCAUAUUUUGCUUGGAAUGAUAUAAAUAAAACAUGUGAACGGAUAGCUAAUAAUUCAUCCAAUAAAGCGUCGAUGUAUCAAAAUGUGAAUCAUGUACAGAACUAUUCUCAUUGGAUUGAAGCUGGGAAUGCGGUAGUUCAACUUACUGCACAAGCUGGUAGUGUGCACAAAGAAGCAAAUGUAUCGAUUAACAUAAAGUUCUAUAAUGUUCAAAAUGAAGAGAUACAUAACGAAGCAUUCGGUCCAUUCACAACAAUACAAGAUGUUGUGAGGACUGCUCUUAUUGAACCAAAUACAACAGGUAUUGCAGUCGAAAUUAGAUUUAUAAGACACUCUACUGGAACCGAUUUUCAAAAUUUUGGAUUUUGUAAUAAUAUUUAUUUUUCUAUCGAACAUAAACGAUCAUACUAG